Engraulis encrasicolus (European anchovy) is the source of this 3793-nucleotide messenger RNA. RefSeq names its product tripartite motif-containing protein 16-like. NCBI's taxonomy places the organism in Eukaryota, Metazoa, Chordata, Actinopteri, Clupeiformes, Engraulidae. The transcript is spliced from 7 exons. The coding region runs from base 122 to 1267 and encodes 381 amino acids. The record is from RefSeq and is a predicted model, not a curated record. Gene Ontology annotation, molecular function: protein binding.
ACAGGAGACCACAGGUGUAGAGGUCACAACAAUAACAAGAAGCAGGACUUGCUCUCCGCAUGGCAGGCUCCUGGAGGUGUUCUGCUAUAACGACCAGGAGUGUAUUUGUCUACUGUGCACCAUGGAGGACCACAAAGGCCACAACAUUGUGUUGGCUACAACGGCAAGGAAGGAGAAUCAGACUCAGGUCCUGGAAAGGAAGAGAAAACUUCAUAGAAGAAUACGAAACGGAGAGAGACAUAUCCAGGAGUUGACAGAUGCUGUGAUGUCAUACAAAGACUCAGCCGUGAUGUCACUAGAAGACAUUGAGAGGAUCUCUGAAGAUCUCAGUGCACUGUUGGAGUCCCCAGAGAGAAGAUGGUCUGAGGUGAGAGAGCAGAUCAGCGCCCAGCAGGAGGCAGCUGUUAGUCGAGCUGAAGACGUUGUGGAGAGGCUACAGCAGGAGGUUGCUGUGUUGAAGACCAGAGAUGCGGAGAUCGAGCAGCUCAUGCAUGAAGAAGAUCCCAUCCACUUCCUCCAACGUUUGCUGGCUCUCCAGUCGUCUUCUGUUCCCAAAGCUUCACCAAGCAUCACCAUCAGUCCACACCCAUCAUUCCAUGUCCUGAUGGAGUAUCUGACGGCACGGAAAGAGGACAAAAGCGGUCAGAUGGAGAAGACACCUGUAGAAGUGGAGAAGAUCCAUAUUGUGCUACCACUAGAGCCGAAAACAAGGGACGAGCUCACUGAGUAUUCGUGUCAGCUUACUCUGGACCCAAACACUGCCCAUCGAUCCCUCUCCCUGUCUGAGGACAACAGGAGGGUCUGGCGAGAGAAAGAGCAGCCCUGCCCUGAUGAUCACCAUGACAGGUUCACCGGCUGGGCCCAGGUGCUCUGUGUGCAGGCUGUGUCUGCAUGCUGCUACUGGGAAGUGGAGUGGACACAUGAGCUGGAAGGCUACGGCGUGGACAUCGCCGUGUCCUACAGAAACAUCGACCGAAAAGGUGGAGGUCUGGAGUGUCGGUUAGGUUGUAACGAUCGGUCGUGGAGGUUGGAGUGCGACCCUGAAAGAUGUUCCUUCAGACACAAUAAUUUCCGGACUGAAGUCCUCAGCGCUCUCAGCAGCUCCAGGGUGGGAGUGUAUGUGGACCACAAGGCCGGAAUUCUGUCCUUCUACAACGUCUCAGACACAAUGACCCUCCUACACACGGAGCAGACUGUGUUCAAGGAGCCUCUUUUUCCUGGGUUUUGGUUGGCACAUGGAGCAUCCAUAAACAUUUGCUCACUUUAAAUAUAUUGCACAGCAUGCAAGGGCUGGGCCAGGUAUUGCAAUGACCCUGUCUGUGUGUUUAUUUGUUUGUGUAUCUGCAUGCAGUGUUUUGAGUCACCUGUAGGUGGCUCCCAAACACACAACACAUUCAUCUAACUCUGGGCAAUGGACCAGGUUGCUAUCUAUGUCUCCUCUUUUUUUGUUGUUUAUUUCCAGAAUUUAUGCUGCCCAUUCACAUACGUUAUCUAUAUUUCAUGAAUAUUUAACACCACCAUCCAUUUGUUAUGACUGGGAGAUUUACACUAGUGACACAUGCAGGCGAAUUGAGCGAAGCAAAGAGAGGCAACAUUCAGUGUUCCAUUCUGACAGCUCAACGAUCAACAGGUUGUCGCGGUGAAUCAAAUAGAAUUUAUUUUGCUGAUUUGAUUGGCCAACGCAGGUGAAAUUCACCCCUCAUUUGCAUAAUAUUAAUAUUUGUAGAAUAUUGCCUUUGCUCCUGUUCACUUGCCUUCGUCUCCCUCAUAGGAAUGAGUGGCCAAGUUUGAUUCGCUUGGCCAAAUUCUUGUGUAUGUAUGUAUCCCUGGCAUUACACUUUUCAUAGGUGGGUCUUCUCAGUGUCCACCACUUUGAAUUACUAGUCCUAGACAUAUUUGGCUGCAAAACGUAAUGUACUAUGGACUGACUUAGUACAUUAACUUACGUUAUUCACUUGCAGUAGUAAAUGUUCGUGAAAUGCUCUAAUUUGUCAAUGGGCAGCAUAUCAUACAUUUGAAAACAAAUGACUAAAACUAUGUGUACACAGUGGACCUUAAAACAUUGAUGCCAUUUGCACAAACAAUUUGCAUGGAAACAUCAUCAGAUCAGAUCAGUAGAGUAGAGUAGAGUAGAGUAGAGUAGAGUAGAGCGUAGAGUAUCAUUUAUGAAUCCCAAGGGAAAUUAGGGUGUCAUUACAAUUAGCAUAUACAUACACUGUACAUUAGAGUUUCUCAACGGGGGGCGCUACAGCUCCCCAGAGGGCGUUGGGGAGCACUAGGGGGGCGUUGACAAGGAUACAGCUGAGUGGGGGCGGGGCUUAGUUCCCAUUGGGGGGCAUUAGUUUAAUUUUCAAUACUAAUGGGGGAUGAUGACUGACUUAUGAUAAGGUCAAGGGGGUGUUGGGAGGCUUAUAAUGAGGCCAAGGAGGCGUUGGUUCAAAAAAGGUUGAGAACCACUGCUGUACAUAAACACAGAAUAUACAAGACAUUACACAUGCUGUCAAGAUGCUGUCUGUAUUUAGGUUUUGUGAAUCUGUAUGUUAGUACACCGGCUGGCCUGUGAGAGUGUUGUCUCUCUCCUGUAUCCUUGAGCAUGUAGAAAUAAUUCAAAGCAGUGCAGUAAUUCAUUGCCAUGAUUAUGCAACAAUACUGACUAUCACGACAGUAAACAGGAACAUAAAGCUGGAUGUUACUUUUUUUCAAUGUACUUUAUGGAUUCAAUUUAAAAAAAAGUAAUCAAUACCCUUUUGAGUGGACAGUCAGAAUAAAUUCAUGGGGCUUUUCGACAGAACCGUCGGCCUUUAAAGGGUGACUUAUUGAGUGCUAUGCAAUUGCCUUGUACCGUUGAUACCGUCUGAUGGUGCCACUGAAUGCACCUAAUACUGGCUGAUUGAAGCCAGGGGUAUGUUGUGGAUGAAAUCGACCUUUCAAAGUUGUCAGUACACACGUUCACAAUGAAACAAUUCGGGGGCCAGACAAUUGUUGUAGAUAGUGUGAGCGGGUGGUCUGCACACUGGGUAUACACGGGCCAAAACACUUCAGCACGUAAUUUGACAAUGGCAUUGUUAUUAAAUUAAUGAAUUAUCAAUUAAUGCAAUGUAAAGGGGACCACAGCAAUGGACUUAACGCCUCCUGUUGGUAUGCUGCUCUGUGAAGAUUACAGUAGGAUUUACACCCUGGAGAGGUGCGAGCCCCUUUAAUCUCUACUGGAUAUGUUAUGUUGUGUUAACUCAAGUUGUGUUAAAAAUGCAUCGAAAAAAAGAGUUUUAUGUUGUAGUCGUUUCCAUUGAUUAAAAAAGGAAGCUGAUUGCUACAGCAGAUAGAGUAGAUUUAAAAAUGUAUAUUUUUUACAAAGCUUCCAAGCGUAGCUCCUGCCUCCCAUAGGUCCCUCUCUGUACCUCUCUGUGAAGGUUACAGUUAAGAUUUACACUACGGGGAGGUGGAAGCCCAUUUAAUCAACAUUAAAGGUGGGAGCCUCUUUAAUCUACAUUGAUAUAAAUAGAUGUCAGUGUCACAUGCACUGUAUACUAUGUCCUCAAUGCUGGAAGAUUUGUUAAACCUCACAAGCUGUUAAGAUUUCAACCUUCAGAACAGUACCAUCUGGCCGUGUGUGUGUGUGUGUGUGUGUGUGUGUGUGUGUGUGUGUGUGUGUGUGUGUGUGUGUGUGUGUGUGUGUGUGUGUGUGUGUGUGUGUGUGUGUGUGUGUGUGUGUGUGUGUGUGUGUGUGUGGACAAGAAUGUUGUAUAUUUUGUGUGUGCAUCAUGCAUGUGUAUGGGUUUGUGUGUCUUUAAAU